Sclerotinia trifoliorum is the source of this 4877-nucleotide messenger RNA. NCBI's taxonomy places the organism in Eukaryota, Fungi, Ascomycota, Leotiomycetes, Helotiales, Sclerotiniaceae. The record is from the annotation of a GenBank genome assembly.
AAGUAAAAUGUUUCGAACUUUUCUUACAAUGCCCUUGUGAACAGAUGAAUGAGUGAAGACGUUUUGAUCUUUUCAAUUGAUCUUUGACUUCUUGGUGGGCCCUUGUAGGGCAGGCGAGGCUUAAAUACAGCUAUGUAAAGUUCCUGAAUUGUUCAUGUGUUUGUCAUGAGAGAUGUUUACUGAUAUUCAAGUACUUCCAGACUACCUACCAACCAUUUACUAUCACCAUAUUCAAGCUUCACUAUCUGCCAAUACCUAGUAUGGGGUUAUGCGUAUAAUCAAAGAAUCUCUGUUACUUGUCAUUCAUUAAAUUUCUUUCAGCUGAUCUCUAUCAUUCAUUUCAUCUCUAAGCUUUAGAGAGAAUCGGAGCCUGGUUAUUGCCUCAUUCUUAUCACCUAGGCGCUACGUAUGACAAAGGACCGAUCUUAAUUACAUGGCAGAGAAAUAUAUUCAAUUUCCAAGAUUCGGGAGAAAUAAUUGGUCUGGUCGUCCCAAGUUCACGUCAGGUGAAGUGCCCCCCUCGACUAAUCAGUACCACUGCCUUGAAAACAUACUGGACUACCUUCACCCACACUAUCAAUAUUGAAAAAUCGAUUUUUCUUCUCAAAGUCUUUCACAAACAACUUUGUUGCUGAAUCAACAAUUUUCUCCACACUCUUUUCAAAAAUGGAGGAAAGGUUAACCCAGCCAUGUAAAACCUCCUUCAUUCUCUCUACAUAUCCUCCUCCUCCUUUUACUCCAACAUUUGUUUUUAGCUCAAUCACUAAUGACUCUGAUUACGAAGCUACUCAACCUACCGAUGAAGCAACUCGGCUUGGUAAUGGUAAUUCCGGUUUGACCGAUGAAGAUGCUGCAGACAUCGUUUGCAUUCUCCAUCCUGAUUCCGAAUCGGCUCGCAGGGUUUGUUCCGAAAACUACAGAUGGAACCCAAAUAAUACAAUCAGCCUUGAAGAUGAUAUAUCUGACUCAGAACCCCAAAGUCUGGUUCCCUGCGAUCUGGCACUCCGAAUGUCGGCGGAUUUAAAAGAUCCUAAUCUGGGCUGGAUUUUUGGUCGAAGCCACGAACGAUGCGACUUCGUGAUAAAAGCAGGCUCGCCUCAUCAGGUCAGCAAUCAACACUUCCGCAUUUACCUCAAUGAGCACUGUAUUCUCAUGAUAGACGAUAUGUCUACUAAUGGUAUCGCGGUUGAUGGUACUCUGCUCCAAUAUAAGUACAGGAAAGAAGGUAAACCCUAUCGGCAAACUCUUGAAAACGGAAGCAUUCUCUCCAUACCUUUAUUCAGAACCAAAGCCCUCAAUUUCAAUUUUAUUAUUCGGGUACCGCAGCGUAGUGAUGAAGCUCAAGAGGCUUAUGAAAACAAGUUCGCUCAUUAUAUGCGUCGAACUCAAGAAACUCAAGUCCGACACGUCGUUGAGGGUGAUGCAAAUAGGCAACCAGUAAGUGAUUGCUAUGCCAUUAAAAAAUAGCACGAUUGCUGAUAGAUACACAGCUUGAUCUCUUCCCGAACGCUGCUAAUCGAGGUGCGAGCUCUUCCUUGAUGGUCAGAAAGCAACGGGAAUGGAAAGGUGGUCAAAAAUACAACAAGCUGAACACAAUCGGAAAAGGUGCUUUCGCCGUCGUCUAUAAAGUGACUGACAGAAGAACCGGAAUUCCCUUCGCUGCCAAGGAGCUUGAGAAGAAAAAGUUCCUGAAGAAUGGAGUCCAAAAAAUCGAUUCCGAGAUUAAGAUUAUGAGCAAGAUUCACCACGUAAGUUUCCUCUCGUCUCCGUAAUAUUCUAGCUAGCAAAUGCUCACAAGUCUCAGGAAAAUGUAGUUUCGUUCAUCGAAUGUAUUGACUGGGAGGAUUAUCUAUACAUUGUCAUGGAGUUUGUGCCUGAAGGAGAUCUUACAGGCCUCGUUACAACAUGCCAUCACCUUCCUGAACAUGUAGUCAAAGCCAUAGCUGUCCAGCUAUUGAGCGCAUUGAAAUAUCUUCAUUCGCUAAAUGUCACUCAUCGUGAUAUCAAACCUGACAACAUUCUAUGCCAGAGUCGCAAUCCUAUUCACGUCAAACUGACCGACUUUGGCCUAUCGAAGAUGAUUGAUACAGAGGACACAUUUCUACACACUUUUUGUGGCACAUUGCUAUACUGUGCACCGGAAGUUUACAAUGAAUAUCCGCAAUAUGACCUCGCAGGUCAAAGAACCAAUCGUCGCUGUGACAGUACGGCAAUGCAGCAGAGAUAUGACCACGCUGUUGACAUUUGGUCCCUCGCCUGCGUACUGUUUUAUUCAUUCUGCGGAUCUCCGCCAUUUCCUGUAGGAGGUAACUCACAUCAUACGCAACUACUCCGAAAAAUCAUGGGAGACGCUCUAGAUGUCAGGCCUUUACAACGUGUCAAAGUAUCAGAUCAUGGAAGAAGUUUCGUUGUAAAAAUGCUUCACAUAAAUCCAGAACAUCGUGCUAAUAUCGCGGAACUAGAACAAAGUCCUUGGUUGACGGGAGACCUAGACGAAACAGAUGAUGAAGAUAUUGAAGAGCUUGCGCUACCCGCUUCUCAGUUAAAUUUAUUGGACAAUCCCGAGAGUGGAGAUGAAAAUAAUGACUUUGGUGCUGACACGAUCAAUUUUCAACCUCGCAAGAAUCCGAGUAGCUUUAACACUGAUGACUCGGACGAUGCGGGAUAUGUGGAAGUUGAAAGCUCAAUGCCGAAUAAUUUCGGUGCAAAUAUACCUAGUGUCGAAAGCCUUGUACCACAAGAAAAUUAUGAGUUCAUCCGAAAUCCUGCAAAUAAUGGUCGGCUAUUUGGAGAAGUUAAUGUGGAUUCCUCUGCUUUAGGAAGCUCCGGGGCCGUUCCGUUAGAUCAAUUGGACCUUCCAACUCCAAUCCAGCACAUUCGAAAUAAGCAUCCUCGCCAGUUUACAGAGCAGAACGAGGCAAAACCUUUCGCAAAAUUUAAGACUCGUCUUGGAGCCGCUAGCGCCAUACCAAAGACACCACCACCACCUUCAACUCACCGUCGCAUUGUAACUCCAGCUGCGAACUACUUCGAAAAUGGAGUUACUCAAAGUCCCUCGAGCCUUAUGGGUGCUGUAUCUCAACUAGGUCAUUUGCAGAUGAAUUCUCCUUCCAUUUCACCAAGCGAAAUCUCGGCGGCCCAAUUAGUCAAUCUGUCUCAUGCCCAGACGGAAAAUAUCAGUCUCCGAAGACUCAGAGACAAUAGUGAUGUUUGGCACCCUGAAGAUCUUCCACCGCAGAAACGCCAAAAAUCCACGCGAACAAUUGACUUCUUGUUACCCCCGCAGACAUUUUGGAAUCCUAGAGACAAGUCGACUCACCAUGAGGAUUAUCCGCCCAUGUCAGCGACCGUGUGGAAUCGAUAUGUUGAGCUUGCCGAGUCAAAAGGAGAAAAGUUUCAGCAUGGCUGCACAACAUUUGAGAGCAUGAUGGUUAGCUUUAGAAGCAAUAGCAAGACUCCUUCCGUGGGUUCAAGUGUGUCGUUUCGAGCUCAAUCUGAACCUUUGGUUGAAGGGGCAGAAAAUUUUCCACGGUUGGUGCGCGACGUGCGAAGACUCAGCGACGACGCUUCUGUACAGCAGAGCAUAGCUUCGAGGGAUAAUUUGUCUAUCCACAGCAACGUGUCUCCGCCUCAAGUAGCGCAAACCUCGAGGUCUUAUUCAAUGGUGAAGGCGGGUACGAAAGAAGAUAAUACAUUGCUUCCUACGAUUGAAGCUAAGACGGAAAACACAUCAACUACAGACCUAAAAGACAACAUUGCUGCGAGAAAUGAUUUUCAGGUUCCUAAGCGGGUACUCGCAAAGUUCUCUGCAACUCCAGACUCUUAUAUACCAACCAUCUCUUUCAACGUUACGGAGCCCUUUACAUCUUGGGGUCGCGGGUUUUUCAAUACUAUCCCAUACACAACCCGCGAUAAUGUCCGAGUUGCUGUUCCAAGAUACGCCUUUAAGCUUUUACUAUUCAAGAAUGGUUUUUACCCCUCUGAUGGAAAGUAUACCGAAGAAUGGAACAAGAGCCGUGGUGAUGAAGAAGGCUUCAGGUUCUUGAUCUCUACCAAGUCCUCCGCAGGUCUAACAAUCAAUGGUUUAAAGCUCCCAAGCCAUAAUUUUGAGGAUCCGUUGUCAGAAUCGAAGUAUUGGGGAGAGAUUCGUAAUGGCGACGUCAUCACCAUUAGUAAUUCGAAGAACACAUUGUUGAAGCUCAAGUUUGAAUGUUUUUGGGGUAUGGGUAAAUAUAGGCGGAAGGACUCCAAGUUCUUUCUCUACAAGGAAACAGAUCAUAUUGCCACAAUUGAUCGGGCUUGUUUGAAACUUCAGAAUGCUGUUCUUGAAGAGCGCUCGAAACGAAUGGUGGAGCAAAAAAAAUUGGCUAAAGAGAUCAAUCAUCAACGAAAAGCAUCUGUGGGCCUUUAAUCCUAAUCCAGUCUUUUGUAUUUUGACGUCACGCCAAUAUCUCGUUAAGGAUUCCUCGACGAGCACCUUUUGACGCAAAAUUUUUGUAUUUUUACGAACAUUACUUUUUCUCCUUGGUUGUACCAUCAUCUGUUACAUACCACACGGGAGUUUUUUAGCUGCUUGGCUUAGCUUUUUUUUUGCUACUGCUUAGCUUGAUGGUUUUGCUCCUUCUCUUUUUUUUUGAUUUGAGCUAAUUUUUCUUUGAUAUGAAAUGAUGUGAGUUUUUGGUGAUUUUAUUUCAGGAGUGGGUAGUUUUCUAUUUGAAAUAGACGGAUGGAUUGGAGGGUAUGAAUGAAUGAUAUUGGCGGUAUGGAUAGGUCGCACAGAUUUCAGAUUGAGCUGAAUUUGCAAGUUGCUAAUAUGGAUGAAAAUAAAUGUACCAUCUAUAAUGAAGAAAGAAUAGUUUAAAUAUCAGUUAAUAACC